Molecule: messenger RNA, 605 nt
Organism: Coturnix japonica (Japanese quail)
Lineage: Eukaryota; Metazoa; Chordata; Aves; Galliformes; Phasianidae
Gene: LSM10
Product: LSM10, U7 small nuclear RNA associated
Biological process (GO): mRNA 3'-end processing by stem-loop binding and cleavage
Cellular component (GO): nuclear body; cytoplasmic U snRNP body
Molecular function (GO): U7 snRNA binding; histone pre-mRNA DCP binding
Source: RefSeq, a predicted model, not a curated record
GGCGUUUCUUCCAUCCUGCCUCCGAGCCGACGAGUGGGGCGGGGACGAACGGGGAGGGAUCAAGCGGGGCAGCGAGAAACAGGGGCCGCCCCUUCAUGUUGCCGGGCGCCCCACCAUGGAGGUCAGCCACUCAGUCAAGGAGCGCACCAUCGCCGAGAACAGCCUGGUGAUCCUGCUGCAAGGUCUGCACGGCCACGUCACCACCGUGGAUCUCCGCGACGAGAGCACGGCCACGGGACGAGUGUCCAACGUCGACGCCUUCAUGAACAUCCGCCUGGCCCAGGUGACGUUCACGGACAGACGAGGGGAGGUGUCGCAGCUGGACGAGAUGUUCGUGGCGGGCAGGAACGUGCGCUACGUGCACAUCCCGGAUGGGGUGGACAUCAGGGCCACCAUCGAGCGGCAGCUGCAGGCCAUCCACCGCGUGCGCUACUUCGGGGGCCGCGACAAGGGCAGGAGGGAGUUCCCUCGAGCCAAGCACAAAUGAGCCCCAUUCCUCAAUCAACAGCCCAGCUUGGAAGCUCCAUCCCUGUGUAAUGGCAGCUACUCCUUUAUCCCUGUCCUUAUGUUUUUCCAGCUCUCAAACAAAGCCCUUUUGGCCUCAG